This is a messenger RNA of Fusarium verticillioides 7600, 1592 nucleotides long. RefSeq lists its product as hypothetical. The transcript is spliced from 2 exons. The record is from RefSeq and is a predicted model, not a curated record. Lineage: Eukaryota; Fungi; Ascomycota; Sordariomycetes; Hypocreales; Nectriaceae. The coding region runs from base 162 to 956 and encodes 264 amino acids.
UUACGACUGCCGUGGCUUGGUGAAAGCAGGCAAGGAUCAAUCGACAUUAAGGUGAGGCUUUCGGCUGGCCAAGGGGAUCGUCGGGAAGUGACAUGCAAUGAGAGUUGCCAAGAAAGUAAGAGUGUAUUGUGAAACUGGAGUUGACCGAUGAGAAUGUAUAAAUGCCUGCUUUGUCCUUCAAUUCCUUCUCUCAUCAUCAACAGCUUCAUUCACAACCUCAAUCACCACUUCACACUCUAAACCCGACAACACAAACAGAGCUUCUUCUCACACAAUCACUCAAAAUGUACACUUCAACCAUCGCUCUCGCUAUUGCUCCCCUUCUCUACCUCGCCCGCGCAGACGUCAGUCUCGACCGGGACGACAUCCCACGAGAAUGCGACACCAUCUGUGAUCCAAUUGUUCAGCUCACCAAGAAAUGCGACACUGACCUCCGUGGCGAUCGUGACCGCGAGGAAGAUCGUCUUGAGGCUCAGUGUGUCUGCACAAACGACUCUUUCAACGUUAGCCGUGUCGCUGCUCUCUGCGCCGGCUGCAUUCACCAGAAUGCUCAAAACAACCGGGAUGAUGACGACGACGACGACGACGAUAUCCGUGAUGACACUGAGGAAAUUGAUGAUAUCAUGUACACCUGUGGUUUCUCAUCUACCACCUAUGUCGCAUCCGCCGCCUCAGCUGCUGUCUCUGGCGUCUCAGUCGAUGCGACUCGACCUACAGAUGCGUCUCAGUUAACCACCACCAUUGUUGGCGGCACACGAACGCAGAACUCCAACGAGCCUUCUGCUACCGGUACCAGCGGUGGUAAUGGAGGUAGUGGAAGCAGCGACGACAACAACAACAAUGAUGCUUCUGCUACCAACGAUGCUUCUAACCCCGACGAGACCAACGCUGCUGCUGCCAUGGCACCUUACGGAGUCGUCGGCGCUGUUGUUGGCGCUGCUAUGCUCCUGGCUUAGAUGUGAUGGGACAUGGCCCUAUAAGAGGGCUACUGAAAUGAUGAAGGAUUGUCGCUUCUUAUGUGAUACGCCUUAUUUUUCUUGUUCAGAGGGAUACGCUUAAUGAGAUAUGUCGCUAUUUAUCAUAUGACACCGUCUACCGAUGUGAAUCUAUAUGCCAGAUAAAGGAAACUCACUCGGGACUCUUAUCUCACCUCAUCAGCGAACUGUAUCUCUCGUCUAAUUGGAGGUGUCUCAUCGCCAGCAUGGACUGGCAGCUCUGAGCGCAUUCUUUGAGCGCCUGUGAUGACAAUUGGACCAGUAGCCGGACGGGCAUCUUUCUUAUCUUGUCCGAAGAAAUACCUCCCGAUGAAGGGGAUAUUUCGUCGUCGUCCACCUGCUGGAGCAUCGCUCAGACUUUCGCUGACAACGCGACUCAAUGUCCUGGGUGCGUGGAAGCCCAAUUUUCCGACUGGGAUACUCAGGCCAUGAACGACCUAUAUUCUGUUAGCAUAAAUGAUAAUUGAUGGAUAAGCGGCCACCUACGAUACUACAAACUGCGAGGAACCACACAAUGAUGCGUGUCUGGUCUCCAAGAUUCUUGACAUCACUCCUCGGCUUACCAUUAUCACUAAGAUGCUCCUCAAUGAACUCCAG